This is a messenger RNA of Frankliniella occidentalis (western flower thrips), 1387 nucleotides long. RefSeq names its product melanization protease 1-like. Gene Ontology annotation, molecular function: serine-type endopeptidase activity. The record is from RefSeq and is a predicted model, not a curated record. Lineage: Eukaryota; Metazoa; Arthropoda; Insecta; Thysanoptera; Thripidae. Gene Ontology annotation, biological process: proteolysis.
UACACCACCAGCAGACCGUUCGGCAGCGCUGGGGGUGGGGCCCAGAACGACAACCAGUACAACUCCGGCAGACCGUUCGGCAGCGGUGAUGUUCAAAAUGGCAAUCAGUACACCACAAGCAGACCGUUCGGGAGCGGUGGAGUUCAAAACGGAAACCAAUACAACACUGACAGACCGUUUGGCAACGGUGAAGUUCAGAAUGGUAAUCAGUUCACCACCAGCAGACCUUCCGGCAAUGGCGAAGCCCUGAGCGGGAACCCGUUCAGCACAGGCCUCCCUUUCAGCAGCGGUCCAGCCCGACCAGGCGGCCAGCGUCCCAACCAACCCCAGGGCACCACACCGCGGCCGGUCGGCGCGGGCGGCGCGGGCGAGCGCGACCUGCUCGUCAACCCCGAGGGGUGCGGCAUCCGCAGCGACGACCGCAUCAUCGGCGGCAACACGACGUACGUCAUGGAGCUGCCCUGGAUGGUGCGGCUGGGGUACACGGGGCGACGUGGCAUUUCCUACCGGUGCGGAGGCUCGCUGGUCAAUCACCGAUACGUGCUCACCGCGGCCCACUGCGUUGCCGGCGAUGCACCUGUCCAGGUGCGCCUGGGCGAGCACGACGAGGACAGCGACCGCGACUGCUCCAUCAUAGCUGGCACGACCAUCUGCGCGCCGCCCGUCGUGGAUGUGCCGAUCGAGCGCGUCAUUCAGCACCCGCAGUACUCGAGCGACUCCAAGUCCCCGAACUACCUGAAGAACGACGUCGCGCUGCUGCGGCUGCGCACACCCGUCACGUUCACAGAGGCCGUCAAGCCCAUCUGCCUGCCGCAGACUGGGGGAGCGCAGGUGGCACCGGGCAAGAGAGCCGUCGUCGCCGGCUGGGGCAAGGACAGGAACCGAGGAAGCACCGGCACCCGCCUGCUCAUGAGCGCGAGCGUGCCGCUGUGGACCGUGCCCGACUGCGCGCGCGUGUACCAGUCGCGCGGGGUGCAGGUCGGCGCGAGCCAGCUGUGCGCCGGCGGCACCCGCGGCGUCGACUCGUGCCAGGGCGACAGCGGCGGCCCGCUCUACCGCGCCGGGCUGGUCCACGACCAGCCGCGCGCCGUGCAAGUCGGCAUCGUGUCCUUCGGACUCUCCGAGUGCGCGACGGAGGGCGUGCCCGGCGUCUACACGCGCGUCGAGAGCUUCAUGCCCUGGAUCGUCAGCAACAUGGUCUAGUCCGUCGAGCGUUGGGCCCCAAUCCUCCUCAUCCCACUAUUUUCACUUCUAUUUAUGUACUACCAUCACUGGUCGAUGUUUUACAGUAUUUCAUUAGGUUUAAUGACAAUGGCAGCACCCGUAUUACCAUGCAAACAAGAAACAAGAAAAAAAGUAAACACACAAUAAAAAUCAGGAAAACAAA